GACACAAAAUUAUCAUGCCUAUAAUAUAUGGUAGUUGGGUGAGCUUCUUGACCUUGUAAGCUCCGCUCCGUGCACGGACGAGAAGGUGAAAAUAUUGGGCGUGGUUUGCGUGGUGCUACAGGCUCUGGCUCCACCUCUACUCUCUGCUACCCUUUUUUUUUUUUUUUUUUUUAUUUUAAAUUUGUUGCCUGGAUAUAACAGUCAUUUACUUGUUUGGUCGGAUUGCUGAGUAAUCUAAUCUAAAAAUAAUAAAAUAGGGUUCAAGAUUUUGUCUAAAUGGCACGUUUCGUCUCCAUCUUUUCUUAAUUUAAUUUAUUUUGUCUUCGUAUUUAUAGCCAUUAACGGCAAUUUUCUCAUUUGACUUUUAUUUGCAGAACCAAACCAAAUCGAAGAAAUUGUACAACCCCUCCUCCUUUCUUCCUUCUCUUUCUUUCUUUUCACCCCGAAAUCGCUACAAUGACUACCUCAAAGCGCCUUGCUGAUAAGAAAGUUGCCAAGUUCCAGAAGAACAUUACAAAGAGGGGAGCAGUUCCUGAGACCUCUACAAAGAAAGGAAAUGACUACCCAGUUGGCCCAAUUCUCCUCGGUUUCUUCGUGUUCGUGGUGAUCGGAUCAUCCUUGUUCCAGAUAAUUAGAACAGCUACAAGCGGUGGCAUGGCUUAAGGGAAAUGGCUUCGCAUGAAACAUGGAAGUCUUGUACUUGUUUGUUGUACUAUACUAUGCGUUAAGCAUAGUUAAAUACCAUGUUAUAAACUCCAGUUAAAAGUUGUAGCUAUCUUGUGUAAUAAAUAAAUGGCGAUGCCUCUUUUUUUGGGAAUA
Molecule: messenger RNA, 819 nt
Organism: Cannabis sativa
Lineage: Eukaryota; Viridiplantae; Streptophyta; Magnoliopsida; Rosales; Cannabaceae
Exons: 3
Coding region: 457-663 (68 amino acids)
Biological process (GO): endoplasmic reticulum unfolded protein response
Cellular component (GO): endoplasmic reticulum
Source: RefSeq, a predicted model, not a curated record